Messenger RNA from Brassica rapa (field mustard), 1476 nucleotides. RefSeq names its product ethylene-responsive transcription factor ERF038. The record is from RefSeq and is a predicted model, not a curated record. NCBI's taxonomy places the organism in Eukaryota, Viridiplantae, Streptophyta, Magnoliopsida, Brassicales, Brassicaceae. Gene Ontology annotation, molecular function: DNA-binding transcription factor activity; DNA binding. Gene Ontology annotation, biological process: regulation of DNA-templated transcription.
AAAUGCAUCCAAAUCAUUAUUUCUUAAAUGUUUACCAAUCAAAUAUGUAUUAAAAUAUUACAACUAGUUACAUCCUAGCAUAUUUAUUUAUCUAGUAUGUAAAUCAUCCACUUUUAAAAUAUAUUCAUAUCAAACUUACAAAAUAUCAUGGUUCCAAACAUAGAAGAGCUAGUUUGCUUUUCUAUGAGUUCCACUGAUAUAUAGAGAGUGUGUUUUCCUUCUUCUUUUUCACUACUAGAGACUGAAAAUCCAAAUGUCUAUGUACAAUGUGUACUGAGUACGUAUACAUUUAUUUAUAGACUGAAUCCAAAUGUCUACGUAUAAUGUAUAUUGAAUGCGUAUACAUAUAUAGACUGAAAAUUCCAAAAUGGCUACGUAUAAUGUGUAUUGAAUACGUAUAAACACAUUUUAGGUAUAGCCUACAAAGGAAAAUCAACCUCCAAAUUUGGAUGUAUAUAAUAACAACUCACACUGACCUAUUCUUCUCAAACAAAACCUCUUUUCUACCCUCACACUUAGCCAAGAAACCCAAAUCUCUUUCCCUUCUCUUUCAUUACACUUAAUCUCUUGUAUUAAAAGGAAAAAAAAACAUAUUGAUGGAUCACUCAUCUUCUUCGGAAUCACAUCCUGACGACUGCCCGAGGAUUUUUCAGGACCUUCCGGCGCAGGCGACAGCGGAGAGAACAGUGAAUAGUAAUAACCCUAAGAAGAAAAGAGUCAAGAAAGACAAUGAUGAAAAGGCUGUUUCAAAGCCUCCAACUUUUAGAGGAGUGAGAAUGCGACAAUGGGGUAAGUGGGUCUCCGAGAUAAGAGAGCCAAGAAAGAAAUCAAGAAUCUGGCUCGGUACGUUCUCCACGGCGGAGAAGGCGGCGCGUGCUCACGACGUGGCCGCUUUAGCUAUAAAAGGCCGCUCAGCACACCUCAACUUCCCGGAGCUAGCUUACCACUUCCCUAGACCGGCUAGCGCCAACCCUAAAGACAUCCAAGCGGCCGCCGCCGCUGCUGCUGCCGUCGCCGUUGAUAUAGAGGUAGAGACGUCGCUGCCGUCUCCGGCUAUGACCGCAAUAGCCGAUGACGCGUUCUCUGAUCUACCUGAUCUCUUGCUCGACGUGAACCACAAACUCGACGGCUUUUGGGACAGCUUACCUUACGAAGAACCUUUCUUCACGGGAAGUUACUAGAAAACAAAGAUGCUGUCGUCUUGUACGUAUUGUAUUUUUCUCAUGUGAAAACUUUUUGACGUUAAAAAAAUUCACCGGUUGAUCCAAAUUGUAUAAUUAAUGAACGGUUUAUGCUUGACUUGUUUUGUUCUCUUUUUUUCUAAAAUUUAUAAGUGGGAAAAUGUGUGACAAUGUAAAAAGGUUAUGUGUUUUUGUGGAAAUGUAGGCGUCAGUGAGUCAGUGACAACUGACAAAGUCCCCAUACUCCCAUGUUUGUAUUCUAGCCCUGUUUUCUCCCUAAAGUUUUUUAGAUUUA